AUGGAGAACUACCCAUCCACACCGCCGCACACCAGCUACCACGACAGGCGCCUGGAGCUCGCCACGCGCAAACGCCGCAAGGAGAAGGAGGAAGAGUCGCAGGGUCGUGCAGAAAUAUCAACGAGAAAGACUCUUGGCAACGUCAUCUCCGUGAUACAACACACCAACUCCCUGAGCCGCGGCCACAUGGAACUGACCUAUCACAGCAGCCCGUACUAUCUCGCUCUGGAGGCCAGCGACGGCCCCGAGAUGGAGAGAGACAGUCCAGAGAAGGCUCCGGAAACCCCCGCCAAAGAACCAGAGAAGCAGGUGGUGGAGGAGUUCCAGUGGCCUCAGCGCAGCGAGACAUUAGCUCAGUUCCUCCAGAGAAACUGCCCCAAAGAAAGAAGAGGCUCCGCCUGGCGGAUGAUGGAGCACUCGUCCGGAGAGUCCAGCUUCGAGUCGGCAUGCACCUCUCUGUCCCGCAGCCCGAGCCAGGACAGCAACCUGUCUUACAGCUCCACCUACAGCUCCUCGUUCUCCUGCGACUCGCGCGAGGACGGCGGCCGGGCGCAGGACGACUGUGGGAAGGAGCUGCUGUCCGUGCCGAACAGCGGCACUCUGUCGUUACUGCAUCAGCGACAACAGAACGAGAUGCGGCGCUCAGCGUCGGAGCAGGCGCCGUGUCACCAGCGCAGAGAGCUGCCCGAGGUCCGCAGCGUGUCCUUCGACUGCGGCAAUCUGGACCCGACUGCCGCACCCCAGUCUGCUCUGGUCCCAGUGCGCAUCCAGACCAACGUGCCGGCGCUCAGCAGCCUGACCUACACCACAGUGUCGCAGGUGUUCGACCAUCACAGCGAGGCCCUCGGCCUCUUUUCCCCAAACACUCAGGAUCCUCAGCGCGAGCACGGAGCAGACGCUGGAGGCUCUGGACUUGUCCUCGGCAAAACUGAAGACAGGAAUCCCUCUGUCGCUGACGUCGCGCACCAUCUCCACCACCAACGCCUCCAGCGGUGCCAACAAGCGCAUGCUGUCCCGGCCAGCAGCCUGGACCUGGUCCUGGAGGUGAAGCAGCAGAAGCGCGUGAAGGAGGAGCGCAUGUUUGGACAGAUUGCAGAUGAACUGAGCGCCCGUGGAGCUCGGCAACAGCAGCGAGGAAGCCCAUGGACGUGA
Knipowitschia caucasica is the source of this 1152-nucleotide messenger RNA. Lineage: Eukaryota; Metazoa; Chordata; Actinopteri; Gobiiformes; Gobiidae. The record is from the annotation of a GenBank genome assembly.